Scleropages formosus (Asian bonytongue) is the source of this 3089-nucleotide messenger RNA. RefSeq names its product ephrin-B3-like. Bases 109 to 1161 code for a protein of 350 amino acids. Gene Ontology annotation, cellular component: plasma membrane. Gene Ontology annotation, biological process: axon guidance; ephrin receptor signaling pathway. Lineage: Eukaryota; Metazoa; Chordata; Actinopteri; Osteoglossiformes; Osteoglossidae. The transcript is spliced from 5 exons. Gene Ontology annotation, molecular function: ephrin receptor binding. The record is from RefSeq and is a predicted model, not a curated record.
ACGCACACAGUGUCUGGAUGCAUUGAUCAGUGCAUUGAUUGAACUUCGCUACCUGUGUGCUGUGUGUGUGCGGUUCGGAUCGGCCCGGCCCCGCUCCCCACUGCCCGGAUGGCAGGGCAGAGGCCGGACCCGGAGGUGCGGAUGGCGGCGGCGGCGGCGGCGGCGGCGCCGGGUCGGUGCGGCACUAGUAGGAGCCGGAGCGGGAACCUCCUGCUGCUCCUGCUCAUACAUGUGCCGGGCAUCGCGGCCACCAACAUGGAGCCCAUUUACUGGAAUUCCUUAAACAAAAGGUUCGGGGACAGCAGAGGCUACAUUCUCUACCCCCAGAUUGGUGACAGGCUGGACCUCAUCUGCCCAGGUUCGGAUCAUCCCAGCCCCCAAGCUCCCGCUGAAUAUGAGUACUACAAGCUUUACCUAGUGUCAUCGCGAGAGCAGGCGGACAGGUGUGAGGUGACAGGCACACCCAAUCUGCUACUUACGUGCGAUAAACCCACCAGCGACAUGCGCUUCACCAUCAAGUUCCAGGAGUUCUCACCCAACCUGUGGGGACAUGAGUUCAAAACCAUGCAUGACUACUACAUCAUUGCCACCUCUGACGGGACACGGCAGGGCCUGGAGAGCAUGAGAGGGGGGGUGUGUGUUACUCGAGGGAUGAAGGUGGUCCUCAAAGUGGGACAGAAUCCUUACGGUUUGCCACCCAAAUCUGCAAGACCAGACUCGGGUCAAACCAACAGCAAGACUCCCAGUAUAACAGGAAUUUCAAGGAAUAGCACCCUGCCCGGGGGGCUGGCCGAGGGUGAGAAUGGACCCCUACCCCCCUCCAACUUGGCCCUGAUUGCCGGUGCGGCCGGUGGCUCGGCUUUCCUGCUGCUGGUGUCAGCCGUGGUAUGCGUGGUGUGCUACCGACACCACCGUAGCAAGCCAUCCGAUUCACGCCACCCACCACUGUCCUUGUCCUCUCUCACAAGUCCCAAGCGCAGCAGCGGAGGAGCUGGCAACAACAAUGGCUCUGAGCCCAGUGACAUCAUCAUCCCGCUGCGGCCUUCAGACUCGGCCUUCUGCCCGCAUUAUGAGAAGGUUAGCGGUGACUACGGUCAUCCCGUCUACAUAGUGCAGGAGAUGCCUCCUCAAAACCCAGCCAAUAUUUACUACAAAGUAUGAGGACAUGCUGACUUCACCCCUUCGUGCCACAUGUUCUCCCAGCCCUCUGUGCCCUGCCCCUCUUCCCUGGGGUCUGGUCCUUUGGUGUUUGAGUACCGAAAGCUGCCUGCUUGCUGAGCUGCCAACCUGUUGGCUGUUUGGGCCUCUCAUUUCUGACUGAAGAGUCCCAACAGCUGUCUGGCCAAGACCGGAACCAAGUCUGAAACAGCGCUGAGCUCACAUUGGUACCAAGACUCUGCUAAGACCUUCCGUGGGUCCAUACCAGGACUUUGCUCCAGACUGCUCUAAACAGUUACCGGGUCGAGAGAACCACUGGGUAAAACCAGACUAGUACUGGGAAUAUACUGCAGAUCUGUACUGGAAUUCUGACAUAUACACCAGCUCAACACCAUAUUUGUAUGGCAAAGACUUUCUUUAAGGGAGCGAGCGCCUGGGGUGUGUUAGGGUCAGGCCAGCGGGAGUGUUGGUGAUCCAUUGGUUCUCUUGAGCCAAUCUGCUGUCUGUAUUUCUGUGAGUAGUCGUCGUUGUAAUACUGAUCACCUCGGCUGCACAAAAAGGCUGUGCAGUUUAAAGAGUGUCCACGUGUGAAACGGUUAGUUUAAAACCAAAACAAUGAGAAAAAGUGACAAGCAAACCUUCAAAGUGAGACGGAGAUUUUUAACCGCAGCCCGCACAAAUUUCACUCUUAAAACUCCAGCGCAAGUAACACUUAAUUGUGUUUGCUUUCAUUGUUAAUUUUACUGUUAGACUAAUUACAUGUUUGUGUUUCAUCCGUGUUUCUCGGCUGAGGUUUACUGCUGCAGUUCAUAGGCCCCUGAGCAUUAUGAUUUAAUUUUUUUUCUUGGUGUGUUUUUGAUAAAUUUUCCUCCUUUUCACCUUGUGUAUGUUCACUUGUUCUUUGUACAAUGCUGUAGUUCUAAAAAUGAUGCUUUAUCAAUGGUGAUGUUAAGAACGGGAAGAGAAAUUGUGCGUGACAGUUUGAAAAUAAAUAGACUUAAGGGUUCUUUGGACAGGAAGGUUUGUGCACAAAGCACAGCUGUACUGGUCAUAACAGCAAAGGAAGGAAAGAAGGAAGUGGGAGCCGUAAGACAGGUGGGAGGACAGAGGUUAAAUGCCGCUAAGAGCAUGUGCUACAGAGGGAUGCAAACGAGGUCCAGAAGAGCCUCUUCAGAUGGACCAACCCUGGGAUAAAGAAACUCAUGGACAUGCAAACUGAUGUAGGUUUUGGGGCGAAGGUAAUACAAUUAUGUGGCACACAUACCCAAACACAAUUGUACAUGGCUAUAAAACACAUCAACUGAGCACACACUCAUUAUCCUCCGAGAUGGGCCCGUAAGAGGACGAAUCUGGAGAUGAACGGCCGAAGAGAGCAGAGCUGCAUAUGCCUUGUUCUGUUCUCUGUUACUCCUGUGUCUGAGUGUUUUUUUUAGACCCUAGAUGACUCAACCUGUUAAAGAAGCCAUAUAUUACCUUUCAGGGUUGCCCAGGCUUCGGGGACACAAUUGGGUUGGGAUGAAAGCCUGGGGGUCUUUUGGGCAGUCAUAAACACACCAAGAUGAGAGCAAGUACGAAGAAUAACGGAUGAAGAGUCUUUGGAUGGUUUGCUUCAUAGCCGUUUUCCCUAAGUUGUACAUGUCGGAGGAAGACGCUGUCUUGGAGAGUCGACAUUUAGGCGUAUUUUACUCUGACUGUUUCACUCUUGUGUUCUCUACUGAGUAAGAAAGGAUUGAAAAGCCUGCCAUCUUUCUCACCCACACGUGUUGUCUGUGAUUGUGCUAAUAGCUGGCAAAUCAAAUGUCAUGAAACACUGCCUUUUCACACUGGUGCGAAGUUGAGAUGCUGUUAGACACCUUAAGAUGUUUUUAUGUCCCAUGUAACUGCCUGUUUUCUCUAUCUAACGUACCCUAAAAAAGAAAAAAGCUAGUGCA